AUGUUCCCCACAUCUGGACCUGCUUUUGUGACUUUCCCCACCACAACUAUACAGCACUACAAGGCUGGAGGAACCAGCCAACAAUAUCUUGACAUCCUUCACGAGGAAAAAUUCCCCGGCCUCUUCACCGAUAUCUCGACAAGCAUUUUGCUCAAAAGUCAGUCAAUUGAAGAGACAGUGACCGCAAACCUACGCGCAAGUGCCCGUGAUCAACCAGCUCCUGGCUCGAGAACCAAAGCAGACGUGACACUGUUUGACAGCAACAGAAACAACAUUGCAAUCCUGGAGGUCAAGAUGGAUGUGGUCUGGAACCAAGCAGAGAGGAAUCAUGUCCAAUUCUUCAUGCUUGUCUUGCUACACAUCGUCUUCUUUUGCAAGAGGCAUCCAGACGGCCUUCUUGCCGUUGACGGGCUGCAUGUCCAUCAUGGCUUCAACCAUGAUCAGAAGUUGAACCUGCAUGGUUUUCCUCCAGAACCUUCCAAGGUGAUGCUUAAACAACUCAUGUGUUUCUGGUUGCACGCAACUGCGGAGCACAGAAGGCAGCUUCAUUUGAACCCAGGGCCACAGACUGGCAAUGAGCAAGUCAACGCUCUUUGUUGGCUCCCUAGAUGGGUUUUCUGGCUACAACAUCGCUUGGCUGCCCACAAGUUCACAUACACUUGA
Molecule: messenger RNA, 663 nt
Organism: Rhodofomes roseus
Lineage: Eukaryota; Fungi; Basidiomycota; Agaricomycetes; Polyporales; Fomitopsidaceae
Exons: 6
Coding region: 1-663 (220 amino acids)
Source: RefSeq, a predicted model, not a curated record